AUGGCUGGCAAUAGCGAACCCUCGAUGGACAUCAUCGCCCAAUGCCUCUGCAAGGCGCAUACUUUCACGGCCUCCGUCCCACCAUCUUCUCUACCUCUGGAAGCAUCAUACUGCCACUGCAACUCGUGCAGACACGUCACCGGCGCCAUGUACAGCUGCGACGCGCCGUGGCCCGGCCCCCAGGAGACCGUCCUCAACUCAACUCUGGCCCAGUACCGCUUCACGCAGAACGUCACCGUCAUGUUCUGCGCCACAUGCUCGAGCCCCAUGUUCUUCCACGAGCAUCACAAAGACAGACCCGAAUCACUCGGCGUCUUCAUCGGCGUCCUCGCCAACCACCCCGUCGACAACUUUGUCAGGGUCGCGGACCACAUCUUUGUAGAGGACACCAUCGACGGCGGCGCCACUCCAUGGCUUAUGGAUAUCAAUGCCGACGGCACCCCGCCGAAAUUAUGGAAAGGACGUAUGAAUACUACUGAGGAGCUCGAGGCGCCCUGGCCUAGUGUUGAGACUCUCAUGAAAGCCGGGGACAAGACAGGGCCGGACUUGAUCCCCCUCCAAUGUCAUUGCAAGGGCGUGAAACUAGCUGUGCGACGCAUGGACAGCGAGUUCCUCAAAAUGAAGGUCUCGGGCAAGGACCUCCCCUGGUUCGUCGAUCCCGAAAAGCUCAAGCACAUGUGCGGCUUCGAUCCAUGCGACUCCUGCCGGCCCAUGUUCGGCGUCGACAUGGUCCACUGGACCUUUGUCCUCGCUCAGCAGGUAGAGUUUGCCGAGAACACAGGGAAGCCCUUCCCUACCGACACGCUCCAGCUCAAGGAGGCCAUCUCGGUCACUACCGACAGAGAUCCGCGGCUGGGCACCUUGUCCCUGUACGCGAGCUCGCCGGACGUGCAGCGGUACUUUUGCUCGCGCUGCUCGGCCUCGGUGUUCUACGCCGUCGACGACCGUCCGGAGCUGUUGGAUGUGGCGGUUGGCUUGCUCUGGGCGCCGGAGGGUGCGAGGGCAGAGAGCCUACUUGUCUGGGAGCUUGGAUCUGCGAUUGGUAAUGUUGGCGAUGUGCAAGGGGGCUGGAGAGAGAAGUAUGUCAAGGCGGUGCGACGAGGUGCAGAGAAGUGGAGGAUCCAGAGAGGGUAUCCCAAGUCCUGGAGGAGAAUCAAGGCGGAAAAGCAGAAGCCCGAGCUGCUUGAAGAUUUCAAAGAUCUACAGGUAUAA
Molecule: messenger RNA, 1212 nt
Organism: Clonostachys rhizophaga
Lineage: Eukaryota; Fungi; Ascomycota; Sordariomycetes; Hypocreales; Bionectriaceae
Source: the annotation of a GenBank genome assembly